GACCCGGCAUUUUUGAGAUGCGCCGCCGCGCAGCAGAGCGUCGCGAACAGCGCAUCCGCCGCCGCUGCGAGCUCAGGCGCGCGGAGCGCCGCGGGUCAGAAGGCGUCGAAAGAACAGAAGAGGGCCGCGGAACUGAAAAAGAAUGUCGAUGCCGCGACGAAGGAGGAGUCUAAGGCGUCUGCUGCGCUGACUAAGGCGCGAAGCGCGCUCGCUGCCGCCACGCUGACCCCGCAGGACCAGGCGACGCUCGACGCGGCAAACGCGGCGGAAUCCUCGGCGGUCCAGGCGGAAGCCGACGCUCGGGCGGCGGAUGCGCAGGCGAAGGCGGCGGAGCAGGGCGUGAAGACGGCCGCGGAGAAGGUCACCCGCGCGAAGGUCAAGCGCGCAAAGUUGCAAGCUCUCCGCGUGGCCGCAGAGAAAGCGGCGGAGAAGGCAUCCGUGGCGGCGCAGGCGGCGGAAGAUCUGGCAAUGGAGGCGGAGCAGGAAUGGGAGGCGUCGCAGACGCCCGCGCAGGGGUCGGAUCCCGCGCCUGGCUCGGAUCCCUCUCCCCCUGGCGGCGGUGGCGACUAUGGCGGAUAUGGUGAUGAUGAUUACGACGACCACCAUGAUGGCCAUCACGGUGACGACGAUGACGAUUAUGGGGAGGAGCAUGGGGGGCACGGGGGGCGCGGGGGACAUGAUGAGGGGAACGGGCGGGGGGAGGGCGGACAAGGGGAUAGGGACGACGGGCACCAUGGAAGGGGAGGGAGGUUCGGGCAGCAGUCGGUUGCGGCGCAGUCCGCGCAGCCUGCGCAGGCGGGCCCGGGGGUGAUGCCUUCGCUGGGUGCGGCUGUGCAGGCGGCUCAGCAGCAGCAGAAUGCAAACCGCCCUAGGUCUUUCCUGCCAAGCUGGCUCUUGGGUUGACGGGGUGAAUCCUGGUGCUGUGAAUGGAUCUGCAGGCAUGUGCGCUCUGGUUUGUUCGUGCGUCCCCACGGCCACUCUCAUUAUCACCACGAGCCUUCUCUGGGGCAGUUUCCUGGCCUUUGUCCUGCUAGGAGGAACACUUAGCACCUCCUCUGCAACUGGCGCUUUUCUGAUUUACCUUGCCAGCCGGGUGUUACAGCUCUUGUGCCGCAUGCUGUAAGGGAGGAGGAAGAGGGGUGGUGGAGAAUGGCCCUCGGUAUAUCACAGGAGAAGGCUAGUUUCAUCAGCGUUGGACUUGAUUUCGUUUAGAUUUUCUUUCAAUACUA
This is a messenger RNA of Closterium sp. NIES-67, 1229 nucleotides long. The record is from the annotation of a GenBank genome assembly. Lineage: Eukaryota; Viridiplantae; Streptophyta; Zygnematophyceae; Desmidiales; Closteriaceae.